AUCCCAUAAUAAUAAUUAUUAUUAUUCAAGUAAAGUGAUAGAAUGGGAUUGAUCGUGAAUUACCUACACAGUUGUAGCGAGAUUAUGAAAGUGCCAUAUUCCUGUUUUGUCUUGCUGGGAAAGAAACCGCUUGCGUGGUCGUCGCGACGUAAACCGAACGUAUAAUCUUUAUUUUGCUGGACUGUCUCGGAAAACGUACCGUGAAGUAAAGUUGAUGAACAUAGUGAAAAGUGUUUCCUUGGUUGUGACUUCCAGUGCAGCUAGUGAGACGCAAGUACAAGUAGCUAGCUCAGACUCGUAUCUACUGAGUAGUUGGUAGGUACGAGUGCAGUACCGUGAAUCGGUGAUAUUCAGUUCAGGAAGCCAGACCUCGGAGUGUUUGAGAAACAAGUUGAAGACUAUGAGAGUACUGUUGUUGUACACUAUGUGUACGGGAUAAGUCUUUCUAGUAGAGCAGUGCGUAUAUUCUACGUGUAGCCCACCUCUGCUUCACAGCGUCAGGGAGGCGAAUAGCUGGCUUGAGCUAGGUCUGUGAACCAUGUUGGUGUCUAGUUUAGUAUUAAUAUUUAUUAUAACGCCCCUUCUUGCAAUUGGUCAGGUGCUGCUACGCAUAUACAUGAACGGUGGCGUGUGCUACUGUCGGGGACGUCUAGAUGGCAGGACAGUCAUUGUGACUGGUGCUAAUACUGGAAUUGGAAAGAUCACGGCGCGCCUACUUGCGUCCCGUGGCGCACGCAUUAUCCUGGCUUGCCGCAAUGUUGAGGCCGGACACAAAGCAGUUGAUUGGAUCCGUCAAAUUGGUUGCCCCGGAGCUAACACUGCUCAACUGGUGGUCAAGAAGUUGGAUUUGGCCGACAUGGACAGUGUGCGUAAGUUUGCCCAGUACAUCAUAGACACUGAAGAGCGGCUGGACAUUCUCAUUAACAAUGCUGGCGUUAUGCGCUGCCCAAAGUCACAGACAAAGCAGGGCUAUGAAACCCACUAUGCUGUUAAUCAUCUUGGUCAUUUCCUUCUAACUUACUUGCUGCUGCCCGUUUUGGAGAGAAGUGCGAGCAAGGAAAAGCCAAGUCGAGUCAUCAACGUGUCAUCACUUGGCCAUAAGUCUGGUUUAAUCGACUUUGAUGAUCUCAACUGUGACAGAGCGUACACACCGCGGCAGGCAUACUGCAACUCCAAGCUAAUGAACAUCCUGUUCACACGUGAGCUUGCGCUGCGCUGCAGGGACCGUGCUGUUGUGGCAUACAGUCUUCACCCGGGUGUCGCCUGCACUGAGCUGGGCAGGCACAUGCAAAAGGACUUCAGCAUGUUGUACUGGAUUUUUGUUGUCGUACCGCUCGCUCUGCUUCUGUUCAAGUCGCCCUGGUACGCUGCACAGACCAGCAUCCACCUCGCACUGAAGCCACAUGAGGGCUUGAACAGUGGCGACUACUUCAGUGACUGUAGACCGAAAAGGUGUGCUCCGGCUGCGUAUAAUGAUGAUGUGGCAGGUCGGCUCUGGGAGGUCAGCAAGAUAGCGUGUGGUCUUCGAUAAUGACAGCCUUCCUGGCAGCAAUGGGUGCACGUUGACAACCCUUACAUGGAAUACAUGUCCUGAGUCGCCUUGUCUUUCAGAAUGUUUCACAGAGCAUGUUUUACAAACUAAGACUCAGCUCAGCAGUUCAACAGUUUCCCGUCAACGAUUUACUAACCAUUUAAAAUCUUGUAGGACGCAUCACGCAGCUUCAUAAGUAAAAUUUGGCUUGUGAGCAACACUGGCUCGCACUCAAUCACUGCUUUUCACAAAUUCAUUUCAGAAAAAUAUUUCAACUCAACGUUUCGGUCAUAAAAUAACUAUCAUCAGGAAGAUUUACUAACCUACUACAAAUUCCUAAAUUACUACUUCUUGAAGUACAUGUAUGCCUUUAUGGUUACUAGUACAAUCGGUGUUUCAUGCUAGAAUCUCAAAGCGGAGAAAUGUGUUCGGAUGCAUUUGAAAGCAGAUUGAUGCAAAAGGAAUUGUUUUUCCCAUGUUUUUGUUUUGUUUCUUUGAGUCUGGUGUCGUUCUUUUGCUAAUUCCCGCGCCGCCUUCAUGAUAUUACCUGUACUAACGUUAUGCCUGCCAAGUACUGAGAGUUCUUUUCCUGGACCAGCAGGGCAAAAUUCCUGGAUUUUCCUCGGUUUUUCAGGAAACAAUAUGACACUCAGAUGUUGAACCGAAAUUAAUAGAGAAAGCCGGAAAAGAACAUAUCGAUACGACUUCAGUACUCUA
Sycon ciliatum is the source of this 2248-nucleotide messenger RNA. Its product is annotated as retinol dehydrogenase 12-like. The record is from RefSeq and is a predicted model, not a curated record. The transcript has a single exon. Lineage: Eukaryota; Metazoa; Porifera; Calcarea; Leucosolenida; Sycettidae. Bases 539 to 1531 code for a protein of 330 amino acids.